This is a messenger RNA of Triplophysa dalaica, 1123 nucleotides long. RefSeq lists its product as uncharacterized. Gene Ontology annotation, cellular component: nucleus. The record is from RefSeq and is a predicted model, not a curated record. Bases 208 to 1083 code for a protein of 291 amino acids. NCBI's taxonomy places the organism in Eukaryota, Metazoa, Chordata, Actinopteri, Cypriniformes, Nemacheilidae. The transcript has 6 exons.
GUUUCAAUAAGGAAGUUCAACCAACACCGAGUUAAAAUCUGAACCCUGAGUUGAUUUACUCAGAGAAUCGUUACUCUGAGUUUUCAGUUUCAGAACAGCUGAUUUGAGUUAGUUUAAUCAACCCUGAGUAAGUUCACUCUGGGUUACGCCCGUGCACCAUGGCUAUAAAAAGCCAUCAUCAAUUGAGCGAAGAUAGCACGAUUCACCAUGGCAACGGCACGUGACAAACAGCGCUCUGUUUAUUUCUCGCCAAUGGAAUUGGAGGUACUAUUACAAGCUUACGGUGAAUAUGAGCCGAUAUUUAGAAAAAAGAGCAACACAGCCGCAGCAGCAAAAGAAAGAGCGUUGGCGUGGGAGAAAAUUGCUUCACGUGUUAAUGCGUGCAAUCCUUCUGCAAUUAAAAGAACUUGGCAGCAGCUGAAAAUGAAAUAUAAAAACAUCAUUCAGUCAGCCAAUAGAAAGAGGGCAGAGGCACGUAAAACAGGAGGAGGUCCUGCACCACCACCUCUGACGGAUGCAGAGGAGAUGGCCUUGAGCCUCAACACUGGACGACCAGUGGCUGAGGGAAUUCCAGGAGGGAGUUCAUCAGAACCUGUUUCUCCCCAGGAUACAAGUGCUUAUAUAAUAUCAGAUUCUGAUGGUAAGGUUAGCCUUGUGGAACCUCUUGUCACAACAGAACCCCAGGCAGUUGUAAGUGGCCUAACCCAUGCUGAAAAAUUUCAGGGCAUUCUUAAAAGUGAAUACUACACAAAAUGCACAUCUUCACAGGAUGAAGGGGAUGAAGAAACCUUAUCCGCUGACACAGAGAGGCCUACAGAGAGCAUGGCAGAACAGGAGGAGGGUCCAUCAAAUUCUGACACCCAAAUUAAUGCAUUGCCAGUUAAGGAGCUAUAUAAGCUCCAUCUAAUAAAAAAAUUACAAAAGACGGAUAAAGAACUUGUGUACUUGGACCGUCAGAUUCUAAAAACAGAUUUGGAAAUUGAGCUCCUUAGGCACAAACUAGAGGUGGGUGUACAAAAUAAUGGAACAGUCUUACAACCUUAUAGGGAAUUUAACUGUUGCUUUUGUAUUUGUAGGACAUAAAGAAGACAAAAUGAAUUGUGAAUAAAUUGAGUUUAUUUAA